AUGCGCGGUGGGGGUCUCAUCCUGCUCGGCCUCAUCGCGCUGUGCGGGCGGCGCGGGGCGCGGGGCGCAGGACCCCCGGAGGGGCAGCGUGGAGCCGGGCAGCCCCAGGGGACUCACAUCAGCCAGGACCUGGUGGGACGCAGUCUGGUCAUCGACACACUGCUGGACAACGAGACUCGCAUUGUGGAGGACAACCACAGCUACUACGUGUCCCGCACCUAUGGGCCAGGGGCUGCACGCCGCCAGGGGCUGUGGGUGGACAUGGCAGCAGCUGAUAGCAGCCACGUGAAGGUCCACGGGAUCCUCUCCAACACCCACCGGCAGGCCUCGAGGAUCGUCCUCUCCUUCGAUUUCCCCUUCUACGGGCAUCUCCUGCGGCAGGUGACCAUAGCAACUGGAGGUUUCAUCUUCAUGGGGGACGUCAUCCACCGCAUGCUGACGGCCACGCAGUACAUCGCGCCGCUCAUGGCCAACUUCAACCCCAGCUACUCCCGCAACUCCACCGUGCAGUACCUGGAUAAUGGCACGGUCUUUGUGGUACAGUGGGACAAGGUCUACCUCCAAGGGAAGGAGGACGUGGGCAGCUUCACCUUCCAGGCUGCCCUGCACAGCAGCGGCAGGAUCGUCUUCGGGUACAAGGAGAUCCCGGUGCCCGUCCUGCAGAUCAGCGCUGCGCAGCACCCCGUCAAGGCCGGGCUGUCUGAUGCCUUCAUGGUCCUCAACCCAUCCCCCGAGGUGCCGGAGUCGCGCCGCCGGACCAUCUAUGAGUACCACCGUGUGGAGCUGGACACCAGCAAGAUCACCAACAUGUCUGCUGUGGAGUUCACCCCGCUGCCCACUUGUCUCCAGCACCGGAGCUGUGAGAUGUGUGUGAGCUCCACGCUGACCUUCAACUGCAGCUGGUGCCACGUCCUGCAGAGGUGCUCCAGUGGCUUUGACCGGCACCGUGAGGAGUGGCUGUCCUAUGGCUGUGCCCAGCAGGCAGCCGCCAAGAGCUGUGAGGACUUAGCAGAGGACGACCACUACUCGCCCCCCCCCGACGGCUCCUCCUCGCCGCUGGAUGAGGACAUCACCACCCCCACGGCCUCGCUCUUCAUCGACAGCCUCACUACAGAAGACGACACGAAGCUCAACCAGCACGCAGGCAGUGAAGGUGUGGGAAGCGACCUUCCUUCCGAUGAAGUGGGUGCCCCGAUUCACACCGGGACGAUCGUGGGCAUCGUGCUGGCUGUGCUGCUCAUUGCAGCCAUCAUCCUCGCUGGGAUCUACAUCAACAGCCACCCCACCUCCAACGCUGCCCUCUUCUUCAUCGAGCGAAGGCCGCAUCGUUGGCCUGCCAUGAAAUUCCGCAAUCACCCCAACCGUGCCACGUACUCCGAGGUGGAGGCAGGCAGCCAUGAGAAGGAGGGCUUCGUGGAAGCAGAGCAGUGCUGAGCACUUCUCUCCCUGCACCUCUGACCUGCCACGUCUCAAGUGUUGGAGUCUCCUGUUACCCUAUUGCAAAGUCUUUCCCCUGGUGGAAAAGAAACAGCAAGUCGAGGAAAAAGACCCAAUGGAGCAUUGAAGAGAAGGAGUCGGGGCUCUUUCCUCUCCCAGCCAAGCACCAGCUUCUCUUCUCUGCUCUGGAAGAAAGGAAAACCUGUUUUGUUUUAAGAGCAAAGCCCUUCUAAGGAUUCACCUUCAGAACGUUUGUGAGCCGUUGGCUCUGAGGCACUUUCUGCCAUCCAAUUAGUUUGCUCAGUUACAAGCUGUGACUCUUACCCGAAAGGAACCAGAGGCUGAAGGGAAAAAUCACCAUCUUGGGUUCCUUCAAAACAUCUUCGUGGCCACACAUCAGCAGGAGCAGGGGAGGUUUUGCAGGCAGAGGAUGGGGACGGAGCUCAGCCAUGGUGACACCCAGAGGUCAACCCACGCUCACUCAUGGGAGCUUCCCAUAAUUAGCAAUGAAGGCACACGUGCCUCGAUAGCAGUGCAAAUCUGAACAACGCUUCGUUAUCAUCCUCGGAUUUGCAGCCUGCUGAAGUCAGUGGAUUUCCUACGACUUCUUUUUGCUGUGUCAGUGAUGGGCCCUUGGUCUGAACCCACGCUGACACCAUGAUUCCAGAAUCCAACCCUCUCUGAGGGGCUCAGCUCUGCACCUCCUGGGCAGUUCUGCCCUCUGUGCCACCCGGCUCAUGGCAAGCUGCAGCAAUGCUCAGCCUGCUUCCAUCAGUGCAGGACUGGGUCCCAAACUGGGGAGAGGUGGCACGAAAAUGAGAGAGAGAAGGCCAAAGUCCAACGUCAGGUACAGUUUUCUUCCUCCUACCAAAAAAAAGAGCAUUGGUUAUAUGGGUUUUUUGGGUUUUUUUUUCUCCUUAUCUUUUGAUCCUCUGUUAUUUAUUCUGAUAUCAUCUUUGAAACGUAUUUUAUCCACUGGCUGGUUCGGCUGUCACCGGUGGCGAUGGCUGCCAAAGGCAGGGUCUGUCUAAUUAAUGUUUUCCUUCUCAUCUGCUGAAUUUAUAUAGCCAUUAAGGAUAAAUAUGGAUGCUUUGUGGCAUUUAGACCCUAGAUUAUACUUCCUCAUACGUAGCCACGAGGGAGACUUUUGCUGCAUCUUAUUAUGGCAUAAAGGCACCAAAUGCUUUCACAGGGUAAGCCAGGCUGGGUCGUGCCGAGUUGUUACGACCCAGGCAGUCUCUCUUUAGACGUAUUUUGAAGACAAACCUUAUUUCCAAAUAAAGCUUUCCAUGGGAAGGUUGUUUGUUCCCCUGUUUCCCUGAAGUAGAAAGAAUUCAGAGGAACGCUGUCAUUUCGUUUUUGCCCCGGAUGGUUAUGAGCUGGUAAGGAAUUUUCUCUGGAUUUCCACCUCCUCAAAUAAUGGCCUUAUUGGUAGUGAUUUCCUUAGCAUGCACACACAACAACAACCAGGUUUUUAGGUAUUCCUCUUCCCCCACAGCCCCUAAGAUGCUAGGUAACAGCCAACACGUCUGAAAUGCUGCACGUUUAAAAGAAAAGAGACUUUAAAUGGAGUUCGAUGGAGCUGUAUAAAUCACUGCAGCCAGAACCUUGAAAGGGUUCCAAAGAGGAUCAGAUACUCAGGUGGAGAAAAACAACAUCCAAGUGCCAUAGCAUGGAAGUGAUUGAGAUACGUGGAGCGCGCUGCAGGACUGAUGUCAAGUUCUGAGUGCCUGCAGUCAGAAAGGCUUCAUUUUUUUGUUGUUUCUUUUCUUUUCUUUCUUUUUUUUUUGUCCCCUCCUUAAAGCAAAGCAGCCAAACCAAAGCAGGCUGUGCUGCGUGCUGUCAGGUGUGUGCUAUCAGCUCGACCUGGGGCACAGCAGUGAGGCUCUGCCUGCAGCCAUGCCCUGGGCAGAGGCUGGGGUCCUGGCAGGGAGCGCGCAGCUCAGCAGGCCGUGCUGUGCCACCCAUCCAACCUUCCAGGAGCUCUGGGUGCUCGGAGCUCACACCUGGGAAGCCCACGAGCCAGCAGGCACCGACCUUCUGCAUUUCCUUUGCACGUGGCUUUGUCAUGGAAGAGGUCGUCUGUUAAAACCCAGCUGUCACCUUGCUGUUGCCUAGAAGAAAGAGAGCGAUGUCUCUACCAGCACUGCUCUCCUGCUGGCCCUGUGUGUCCCAUCACCAGCCUGGGACAGGGGCUCAUCCUGCCCUCAGGUGCUGAAGAACACAGUGAGGACAACCAGGACAUGAAAAGCAAACCCAGAACCUUUCCAUCACGGCUCCUCUCAAGAACUGAAGGCCUACCUUCCACAUACUUGAAUUUACAGCACAGUCGGACUCUUUAGGGGGACUAAAGGCACUUUAACUGUCUUUCAAUGCAAUGUAUUUACUGUGGGUUAUCUGCAUGGAAUAUAGUCUUAAUAUUAUAAAAAAAAAAAUCUUC
Lagopus leucura (white-tailed ptarmigan) is the source of this 3877-nucleotide messenger RNA. It is a transcript of the gene PLXDC1, whose product is annotated as plexin domain containing 1. The coding region runs from base 1 to 1434 and encodes 477 amino acids. NCBI's taxonomy places the organism in Eukaryota, Metazoa, Chordata, Aves, Galliformes, Phasianidae. The record is from RefSeq and is a predicted model, not a curated record. The transcript is spliced from 14 exons.